Nakaseomyces glabratus is the source of this 639-nucleotide messenger RNA. It is a transcript of the gene TIM23, whose product is annotated as protein transporter TIM23. The record is from RefSeq and is a predicted model, not a curated record. Gene Ontology annotation, molecular function: transmembrane protein transporter activity. Gene Ontology annotation, biological process: protein import into mitochondrial matrix. Gene Ontology annotation, cellular component: mitochondrial inner membrane; TIM23 mitochondrial import inner membrane translocase complex. Lineage: Eukaryota; Fungi; Ascomycota; Saccharomycetes; Saccharomycetales; Saccharomycetaceae.
AUGUCAUCGUGGUUAUUUGGAAAAGUUGGCGGCAAUGUCGAAAAGAAAGAGGAGCAAAAGGAUGAUAAACUUGGGUUUGAUUCUUCGCAACUUACGGAUAUCUCUACACUAAUCUCUGCUCCUGGUGCUCUUGAUCCAGCACGUCUACAUCCUUUGGCUGGUCUAGAGAGAGGUGUUGAGUAUUUAGACCUGGAAGAAGAGCAACUUUCGACCAUGGAAGGUUCCCAAGGUUUGAUUCCUUCCCGUGGUUGGACAGACGAUCUUUGUUAUGGUACAGGUGCUGUGUACUUGAUUGCUCUAGGUAUUGGUGGUGUCUCCGGUUUCAUUCAAGGUGUCAAAAACAUUCCUCCAAACUCUCCAGGUAAAUUACAAUUGAAUACAAUUCUGAACCAUGUCACAAAGAGAGGUCCUUUCUUGGGUAACAACGCAGGUGUGCUAGCAUUGUCAUACAACUUGAUUAACUCAUCUAUCGAUGCAUUUAGAGGAAAGCACGACACACCAGGUUCUAUUGUUGCUGGUGCUUUAACUGGUGCUUUGUUUAAGUCAUCCAAAGGUCUAAAACCAAUGGCUUACGCUUCUGCAAUCGUCGCUACUACAGCAGGUGCCUGGAGUGCCGCUAAGCAUAAGGUUCUAGAAUGA